Molecule: messenger RNA, 579 nt
Organism: Quercus lobata
Lineage: Eukaryota; Viridiplantae; Streptophyta; Magnoliopsida; Fagales; Fagaceae
Exons: 1
Coding region: 1-579 (192 amino acids)
Source: RefSeq, a predicted model, not a curated record
AUGUCCCGAUCCCCGGCCGAGGAUCAUUCCCAAGCUUUGAAGAGGGCCAAGGUGCGUGUCCCCCUGAUUCUAGGCUUUUCAGAUGAGGAUAUGGUUGGGACCAUACAGCCUCAUGAGGAUGCUUUGGUGGUAACACUGAGAAUUGGUGGGUAUGACGUUAGAAGGGUGAUGGUUGAUCAGGGUAGCACUGUGGAUGUAAUGUAUCCAGACUUGUACAAGGGGUUAGGUUUGAAGUCGGAGGACUUAACAACCUACAACUCUCCUCUGGUAAGUUUUGAGGGAAGGCUGGUCACUCCUAAAGGACUGAUUAGGCUGCCUGUGCAAGCAGGUACGGAUAUUGUGGAGGUGGAUUUUAUCGUUGUAGAUGUCUUUUCUCCGUACACGGCCAUUAUGGGCAGACCUUGGCUUCACACCCUUAAAGCGAUCUCGUCUACUCUGCAUCAGAAGGUGAAGUACCCAUCCGGAGACCAAGUGUUGGAAAUAGUAGGGAAUCAGGCGGUUGCUCGGCAAUACCAAGUCGCGGCUAUACAACAUCGGCCAGAAGCAGAAACCUCGGCUACGGCCGACAAUGAGCCAUAG